Molecule: messenger RNA, 1287 nt
Organism: Durio zibethinus
Lineage: Eukaryota; Viridiplantae; Streptophyta; Magnoliopsida; Malvales; Malvaceae
Product: 2-oxoglutarate-dependent dioxygenase 19-like
Source: RefSeq, a predicted model, not a curated record
ACAAAAAAAACAUAUAUUCAUCUUUUUGCAACAGAAAAAAAAAAGUAAAAAGAAAUCCUCCACUUAAAUUUUGCAAUACACCAAUUCGGGCGUCUACCUUCCUCUCCCUGUCUUCUGGCUGGAUGGCCGCGACGGUUCCCUAUGUUCCCCAAUCCUUACAAGCAUCUGUUAAUCACCCACCAACCAAGAUAACAAGUGUCAAAGCACUAGCUGAAUUGCCUGGUCUUGCUUCAAUUCCAACCUUUUACAUCUCCAAUUUUGCAAGUCCUCAUGAUCAUCAAAUAAUAUUUUCAGACCCUGAUGAGGACGCUAUCCCCGUCAUUGAUUUCUCUCUUCUCACUUCCAAUGGUCUUGAUGAGCGUUUUGAAAUCAUUCAACAACUCAGGAAAGUCUGUCAAGACUGGGGAUUCUUCAUGGUGAUCAAUCAUGGGGUGCCAGAGAGUUUGAUGAAGGCAAUAAUUGAUGCGAGUAAAGGAUUUUUCGAGUUAACGGAGGACGAGAAACAAGAAUUUGAAGCAAAACAUGUGCUGGACCCAAUAAGGUGUGGUACCAGUUUCAAUGUUUCAGCAGAUAAAGUUUUAUUCUGGAGGAAUUUUCUCAAGGUCUUUGUGCAUCCUAAGUUCCACUCACCUAGCAAGCCACCUUCCUUCAGUGAAAUUGCUUUAGAAUACAGCAAAAGGGUCAGGGAAGUAGCAAGGGAGUUAGUGAAAGGAAUAUCAGAGGACAGGACCUUGAAUUUGGAAAAUGGUUUUCAAAUCCUGGUGGCAAACUUCUACCCAACAUGUCCACAGCCAGAACUGACAAUAGGGGUACCCCUCCAUACAGACCAUGGUCUAUUGACCCUCCUAAUGCAAAACGAAGUUGGUGGCCUCCAAGUGCUGCACGAGGGGAAAUGGGUCACCGUCGAUCCCAUCCCCAAUUCAUUUCUGGUUAACGUUGGUGAUCAUAUUGAGAUUUUGAGUAAUGGUAAGUACAAGAGUUUAAUGCAUCGAGCAUUGGUGAACAACAAAGCUACAAGGAUAUCCAUAGCUGUGCAGCAUGGACCGGCACUAGAUGAAGUUGUUAGCCCAGCGUCAGAGUUUGUGGACAAUGAGAGCAACCCACCGGCAUACAGGGCAAUCAAAUAUCAAGACUAUGUGGAGCUUCAGCAAAGCAACACGCUUGACGGCAAAUCUUUCUUGGAAAAUAUUCGAAUUUAUUAGUACCAUUAGUUAGUACAUGUGUUUGUGAGAUCGUUUGGACUAGUUGUGCUUGUUUCCAUGGUCUUAUUCCCAUUUCAGGUUUAAG